AUGCAUAUCUCAAAUAAAUAAUAAUAAGAUUUGUCAAUUUAUCAUGGAUGUGAAGUUUAAAAAUUAGAGUCCUCUUUAAAAUUUGAUUAUAGAUAAAGUGCUGUCCCUGAUAAUCCUUGCUAUAACUUUCGUUUUAGAAUUUUCAUUUUUUUCAGUUAUAUUGUGAUCACUCAAAUUGGUGAAAUUUUGGGUACACCUUAAGAUGACAUCAAAGGCAUAUUUGAUAUAGGUCAUAAUUUAACAGAUGGAAUCAACUAAUUAUAUCAUUCUCAUACAUGGUACAUAUUUAAUUUUAAAUUGUAUUUAGGUUUGCUUCUCUUAUGUAAGUGAUAUCUGGUCUCAUUUUAGAUUUUGCAUUUUUCUAUGUUAGUCUCUAUUGGGUAUUUUAUGUGAGAAAUUUCAGACUGUUUGCAGCUUUAAUCAUAUUCUAUGGAAUCAGGGCAAUUCAUUUGAAUAUUUUUAAAUUACAGUUUGCUAAUAAUUACUACUGGUAGGAUCCAGGAGUACCAACCUUUGUUGUAAAAUAUGGUAAUUAUUCAGACUUCUUUUAUUCUGUAAGAAUUUAUUCAUAAUUUUAGGGUCAUGUUGGAUUUUUGGUUAUUUGUGCUUUGGAAAUGAGGAAAUUGGGAAAGAAAUGGUUUGCUUUAUUUUUUUUUAUAUCAUCUUUCUUUUAAGCUUUUAUUGUUAUUUCUUUUAGAAUUCAUUAUACAAUUGAUGUAAUUUUAAUAAAAAUUAUUAUAGGUACCUGCUGGAUAUAUUUAUGCACAUUAUUUUUAUAACUUAGUUUGUUAUUGGGAAGUGAAAAUUGAUCAUAUAUUAUAUUGGAUAUCUACUAAAUGCUCGAGUGUUAAGAUUUCACAAUCAUCUACAGUCUAAACUAAAAUACCUGAUUUAGAUACAGAAAAGCAUUGA
Molecule: messenger RNA, 912 nt
Organism: Paramecium pentaurelia
Lineage: Eukaryota; Ciliophora; Oligohymenophorea; Peniculida; Parameciidae
Source: the annotation of a GenBank genome assembly